AGACAGGAAGACAAUACUAGAUCAAGAUAAUCAAGCUUUUGUAGCUCAAAUAUGGCCACUGUCCACACAGUGUCAUCCCCAGCUGAGGCUCUGACUUGUAACGAGGCUGUCCGCAUCUUACUGUACGGAUUCCUCACUUGGCCCCUUGGUGAAUCACUAAAGUGAUGUGCUCAAAGAAUACAGGGGCUCUAACUGCUUUGUAUUGUGCAAGAUUACAAAGAUGCCCAGUUGAUCCAAGUGUCAGAUUUAUCAAUCAACAUUAAGGAAAUUACGUUAGAAUAAAGUACCAUUUAUAAUAAGAGGUUAAAUCAAGUCAGUAUGAAUGGUGAGAUGUCUUUGAAAUCCAUAUAUAAAUAUUUAAAAUGUUUUGGAUUUAAUUGGAGAGCAAGAUUUGGCACAGACUUUUAAUAUUUUUAUUUUACUGCUUAUAAAAGGCUUCAUUUCUCAGAAAACUUCUUUCAAAAAUAUUGAUUUAUUUAAAAUAGAGACUAGUCUGAAACUCCAAAUUUGAUAGGAUUAGUAUGCCAUUAUAAGUCUAAAAAAUAGAAUCAGUUAUCUAAUGCUUUUUAAGUUUUUACUGAAAUGCACACCUGGUGUGACUUAUGUUAAGGUCUCUAAGAAGAGGCCACCAACGAUAACAGGAGUGACAUUGUAAAAAUGCACAUGCUUACAAAGGCUAAGUAUAGAAAGAUGCUUAUUUUGGGAUAGAAGGGAUAAGAGGAGGAAAAAUCAAGAAAGUGUAAAUUUGUAAUAUUUCCUGUGUGUCAGAAACAUUAAACAAAGCCAGAACUCCCAGACAAAGAACCAGUAACAGAUGUAAAAAUCCAUUUUAUUUCAAGACAUCGUACCUGAGUGCUUUGAUCUAUACAUUCGUAUAUAAGCUGUCUUAGAAGCCAGUGGUAUCUGUGAUUCUACUUUUAUUUAAAUAUGCAUUGAUUUAAAAACAGAUUAUUUAAAAAACACCUUUUAGUGGAAAUAAUUUUCCCUAAUAAACAGCUCAUAGAUAAGGAGUUGACAAGUGUUAUCUUGAUUUUUUUUCUAACUUGUAUUUAAAUUCUGCAGACUCUCCCGGGUUAGCCCGUGGAUAGCUGUGACUUCCCCAGGGCAUGCUGGGAUAUAGGGAGAUUCUAUCCAGGUUUGCUUUGAUCAUGACUUCUGCAUGUUUCACUAUGGGUGGUGCCAGCAUCUAUUACAGCUCUUUUGUCUCGAGGCAUCCUUCCUUUGGAGACAGAAGCCAUCCUUGGGAUGAGGGAACUGAGAUGAGCAAUCUGAGCAUCAUUGAUAUACAGCCCUCCUGAGGGUGGUGUGGCAAAAAGAACACACACAGAGAUGCACACACACACACACACACACAUACACACAGAGAGAUGGAGACUCAUGCAAGUAUGCACACACAAACACACAGACAUACAGAUACACAUAUACACACAUGCACACAUGAGAGAAACAGACACAAAGAGAUGGAGAAGCAGAGAUACUCGUGGAUACACACAGAUGCUCACACACACAGAGACACACACAGAUAUAUGCAGAUACACACAUAGAUAUAUACACAGAUAUGCAUGCACAGACACCCUCCCAACACACACACACACACACACACACACACACACACACACACACACACACACACAUGAACCUGGCAAUGAAGAACACACAGACACUAGGAAAGGAGGUGAGAAAUACAGAGAAAAUCAAGGACCAGGGGAGUGGUGACAGGCGGGGCCCCUAAGUGAAAGACUAGAUUGUUCCAUGAGAGGGUCUAUUGCUUGCUGUGCUCAUGUUCUCCUUCCUGUGGCCACUGAACAUAAAACACCUGCCGCCUGAGUGGAUGGAUUCAGCCAUGAUGACUAACCUUAGAUUCCACUCAGCACAGAUGAGGUUUGAACAGUGAAAUAUGGGAUUACCUCAAAAUGCCGCUGAACCUGGACUCUGAACAGACUAGUGAAGAAAAACAAAACAAAACAAAACAAAACAACCCAGAAACUACAGCUGGAGGAGAUGCUAAAUCCUGAGGCUGUGUACAAGUGCAUAUAUUCAAAUGCAUGGGCCACAUCUCAAGAUUAAGCAAGUCGGUGCCCAGGGACUCAGAAGUACAGUUCAGCACUCACUAAAACACUCCUAGGGUUGAACACUGUGCCAGACCUGGGGGCAUGACCUGAGCGACACACAGCCACCUUGCUCAGUUUCCCUAGAAGAUGACAGAGAGAAUUUGACACUUGCCUCUUCUUUCCCAAAUUGGAAUGUUUACCCAACAUCUUUCUCCAAAAGUGUUUGCAGGCAAUAAGAUGCACAGGGAAGAGGGAGUUUUGUUCACACAGAGCAGGUCCGGAAAGGGAUGCACACACUGUGCCUCACAGCCUACUUUACGCUGGCAAGCAUAGGAUGCUUGUGUUGCCUGGGGUACUGAGGCUAGUCUACACUCCCCUCAGAUGUUUGCUUGGGAGGUGGCAGGGAAACAAAUUCAAGUAUUCAACAACCCCUCCAUCUUUCUAGUUUUUUGUUCUUUUAUAGGGUGAAUCAGGUUAAUAUUGAUGUCAAGGAAAGCUGUAAAGGACAAUCAUAAUGGGUAGAUCAUGGCCUAAAGCUGGGUCUGGCAUGAAUAAGGUCAGAGAGGCAGCUUUUGUUCAUGUGUCUUUUGAUUUGAAUGGAUUUGGGGAUUUUUUUUUUUUAAAUCACCUGCUACUGAAGCUAUCUUCUCUCUGUCCCAUGAGCUGCCUCUCUGACUUGCAGUUUGUCCCUAAUCCCCAGUUGUCUUCUGUCCAUUCUCUCUUGCAUGGACAUUGAUCUGCCCAGAGAUAGUCAUAGGAGGAUAAUAGCUUAAAAAUUCUGGCCGAGUUCCUCAGCCAGAAGAGUUCCAGAGUUUACCAAACUAGAAUCCAUUCAUGGUAACAUUAUUGAUUGAACACAAUUCUUGUUAAAAAAGUGACCAGACUUAGUCACUGAGUGCUUGUGAGGUAAGGUAGUUUUCUUGUUUCUAGAAUUCAGUGUAAUA
This is a messenger RNA of Mus musculus (house mouse), 2995 nucleotides long. It is a transcript of the gene Dbpht2, whose product is annotated as DNA binding protein with his-thr domain. The record is from RefSeq and is marked validated. NCBI's taxonomy places the organism in Eukaryota, Metazoa, Chordata, Mammalia, Rodentia, Muridae. The coding region runs from base 1330 to 1716 and encodes 128 amino acids. The transcript has a single exon.